Molecule: messenger RNA, 2098 nt
Organism: Cicer arietinum (chickpea)
Lineage: Eukaryota; Viridiplantae; Streptophyta; Magnoliopsida; Fabales; Fabaceae
Source: RefSeq, a predicted model, not a curated record
UAUAACUUCAAGUAUUGUAUUACUUACAAAAUUUUGAAUGUGGUGUAAUGCUGAUCUGUAAUUAUCAUCAUUCCAUAACAAUGCCAUUUAGAUAAAAUAUAAAGACCAAGGAAGAAAUAUUAAUAGUGAAAAUAUAAAGAAAAUUGAAGUUGUUAAGAGUGGAAGAGUGAAGAAAUAUGAUCAUAGACUUAGUCUAUUUAUAAACAAAACAAUACUUUGAAUGACCAAUAAAAUAUUAUGCAUGCAAGGAUUAGAUUUGACAAUACACAACAAACACUUUGAAAAUACACAAUGACAUGGAUUAGAUUAGACAUAAAAGACUAGGCUAAAAACAAGCAAGUUCCCAACGUGAGAAUAAAUUCAAAUUCCAUCUAAAUCGCCUUUCUCAAAGCUUUUUCCAAGGCCGCCUUUGUGACUGGCGACUUGCAGCAGGUGUGUCAUGAGCUCGCCAUUUGGGAUGGCGACUUAUCGAAGGGGAUGUCACGAAGUCGCCUUUGGGAAAGGCGACUUGUAAGGCAAUGCAUGCAUGCACGUCUAGGCUAAAGCAAUGACAGUGCAAAAGAGUUGAAUUAUCACAAUCGGAUUCCACAAGUGUUGGCCGUAUUUUACAGCAUUGCAUGUAUCACAAUUGGUCUUCUAUAAUUGCAUGUAUUACAAUUGGUUGUCUAUAAAUAUGAUAUAUUAUUUCCAUUGCAUUUCAUCUCAAUCUCAAUAUCUGAUUUUUAUAUCAAAGGCACCAAAAAAUAUAGUUUUAUUUAUUUAUUACAAUGGUGAAAUAUGUGAAAGACAAGAUAUUGGUAAAUAUUUCAAAAGCGACGAAAAAAUGCUAUUCGAGUUAAUUUUGGAUGCAACCUUACCUACUUGAAGAAAAAAAUUGAAGCAAAGUUGAGGUUAGAAAAUCAAAAGAUGUCUAAUAUAAUUUUUUGACACCCUAUCUCAUUUGGACAAAGCCUAGUUCAUUAUGAGUUGUUAAAUGUUGAAGACGACAAAUAUGUUGAACUCAUGUUUGAUGUUAAUAAACAGUGGCCACGACUCGGAUCUAUCGAGUUAUAUGUUACAUUUGAGGAUGGUAAUCCAUUAUACGAUGUUGGUCAACCAUCAUCCUCAACCACACCUGACCCUGAAUACCAUUUUCAAACACAAAACACUUAUUCUUUUCAAAAUUAUGAAUCUUACCAACCCGAACCAUACUUUGACCAGGUCGAAACAUUUGAACCUGAACCAUAUAUUCCAUUAGAUGAUAUGAACGAUUUUGAUCAACAAGAAAUAAGUGAAGAAGAAAUAUACUUUGAUGAAGACGAGGACAACAAAGAUGACAAUGACAAUGGUGACGAUCUAGAGUACAAUCCGCCAUUCCAUAUGCGUAACCUAAAUUUGGAUUAUGCUUACCAAUCCUCCGAAUUUGAUAUGCCAUCUAAUGAACCACCUCCAUUAGAUGCAUCUCUUGAGGUUGGAAUGAAGUUUAAUAGCAAACUAGGUUGUCAACUUGCAAUUAAGCAUUAUCACAUCAAACACUCCAUCAAUUACCGUGUAGUGAAAUCUGAUCAAUACAGGUAUGUAAUUAAAUGUGUGAAUCCACAAUGCUUGUUCAAAUGCAGGGCUUCAUUAAGUCAAAAAAGUAAGCAAUUGGUGAUUAGUCGUUUGAAGGGGCCCCACAAUUGCGCAAAUUCCUCUAUGUCACAGGAUCAUACCAAGCUUAACUCUAACAUCAUAUGCGAAAGCAUAAAGUCGCUUUUGAAAGAUGAUCCAUCAAUUAAAGUGAAGGUGAUCAUUGCACAUAUUCAGGAACGAUACAACUACACAAUCACCUAUAGAAAGGCAUGGAUGGCAAAGAACAAAGCUAGCUAAACAAUUUAUGGGAACUGGGAAAGGUCUUACAAUGACCUUCUAAUGUGGUUGUUGAUUAUGCAAAAAUUUCUUCGAGGAACUAUUGUGGAAAUGGAAGUAUCACUUGCAUAUUCUGAUAAUACUCUAUUACAGGGGUCAAAAAUUUUCAAACGACUAUUAUGGGCUUUCCCUCCGUGCAUAUCUGGGUUUAAAUUUUGUAAACCAUUUGUCUCUGUGGAUGGAACUUGGUUGUACGGAAAGUACAAAGGGA